AAAAAAAAAAGAAGCUGCUCCUUCCCCAGCUCUUGUCCUCUUGUAUGGAGAGCAGAGCUCUGAGGUGGACGGACAGGAGUCACAGACCAGGUCGGAUUCCGCAUCAGAAGUGGGGUCACAAUAAAUUGUCGAUCUCAAGCUGGAGCCCGAUCUCACUGAGACCUGGAAUCCAUCUGGUAGUGGACUUUUGAGUGGAUGUUUGAAAUUGUUUAUUUAUUUAGGCAGCUAUUUUAAUAACUUGUGAGGGAAGUUUCCUCUGCACUUUGUUACCGGACAAAGGAUAACAACAUCUGCUGUGUGUAUUGACGAAUAUUAGUACAAAACAGGCCUGUGUUGCAUGUUUAACUCGUGCAUUUUGAAUUUGAACAGGCUGAUUUCAGCAGUGUGAGUUGCUCUUGGUUCGUUUGUUAUUAUAUUCGCAAGGUAGCAGUAUAUUUUCAUACAAAGCCUACAACAGCAGCGGCUUGUCUGUAACAGACUGACUGGUGGUGCUUAGCCAGCAGCACAUUUCUUCCCUUCGCUUGACCAAUCCGGUUAAAUUUAGUUUACUCAGGAAAAAUGAUGCGAAUCCCUAAAGGCGUCUCUCCGGCAUCGGGUCGGCCGGUCGCAGUGGGACUGCCUUGCUCUCAGCAGAAGAUGAAGGUUUUGUCCACCGGAGGAGUGAAGACCGAGUUCUUCAGCACCGGACUGUCCAGCCCGCCGAUGAGCACGGUACCGGCUGGUUAUUUCACCCAAAUCUGCAACACCGCCGCGGCCGAACAAAGAGCCAACAGCCUGUACUCAACCCCCCACGGACCAGAGGCUAAACCCAUCAGAUCAUCCUCCGGGCGGCUGCCGGCUAAAAGGAAGCUGGAUCUAGAGGACCCUCUUUACCUCCCAGAGUUCCGCACACCAAAAGGCAAAGGCAGCAUCACAGCCAGGAUACCAAGUCCAAGGACUCCAAAGUCUCCAGGUGAGCGGACGCGGUAUGACACCUCCUUGGGCCUGCUGACCAAGAAGUUUGUGGGUCUGAUUGCUGAGUCUCCUGAUGGGGUUCUGGACCUGAACUGGGCCACUGAGGUUCUGGAGGUCCAGAAGAGACGCAUCUAUGACAUCACCAAUGUCCUAGAGGGAGUCCAGCUGAUCAGAAAAAAGUCAAAGAAUAACAUCCAGUGGCUGGUUGGAGAUGUAUUUGAGGGUGGUGCAGGUGGAGGAGAGAAGGCUUGUGCCCUGAGGAAAGAGCUGGUUGACCUGGAGAGAGCAGAGAGAUCUCUGGAUGAACUGAUUCAGUCCAGCACCAAACAGCUCAAACAGCUCACUGAGUACAAAGACAGUCAGAGAUUGGGCUAUGUGACGUACCAGGACAUCCGCUCCAUCGGCAGUCUACGGGACCAGACAGUCAUCGCUGUCAAGGCCCCUGCUGAGACCAAGCUGGAGGUGCCAGACACAGCAGGGCAGGGAUCAUUACAGAUCUAUUUAAAGAGUAAGAACGGCCCCAUUGAAGUCUACCUCUGUCCAGAAGAGGGUCUUGAAGAUGCUAGCCCUGUUAAGAGUGUUGUCACCCCUAAAAAGGAGUUCCCUCAGCCCCUCGGCCCUCCAACUGCAACUCCAGUGGCACCACCAAGUUACAGCGUCAAGGAGGAGCCUUCUGAAUCCAAUGUGUCCACAGCAGCUCCAGCCACCUCCUCAGCUGCAGCCUCCAGUUCCUCUCUGCUGGACGUAGAGGGUCUGUUGGGUUUGCCCCCCAGCCUGCUCCAGAUCACAGAGGACCAGCUUCCUGGCACCUCAUUCACCACGGAUCCCAACACCCCGUUUGUCAGUUUCUCUCCACCCUUGACCAUCGAUGAUUACCUCUGGAGCCUGGAGGAUGGCGAAGGAGUGUCCGAUUUCUUUGACACGUAUGAUCUUGGGGAUCUGUUGUAGAGCUGAGGUAAAGAUGAAGGGGGGUGCAGGGUGGGGGGUGAUUUAUGGGGAAGAGGGGGAAAUAUUUAAUUGAAUGCCUUCUGGAAGUAGGAAAUAUUACACUAUGAAGCCAUCACUCUUUGUUUUUGCCAUGUCUGUUUUAAUGGCAGUGAUUCCAAAGGGGGAUUUACCCCCUUUGCUAAUUUUAAUAAAGUAAAAAUCACAAUUGUACAUAUUGUAAAAAAAAAUGCUCAGACUGGGAGAAUGGGUGAGGCUGAGAUUGACACUGAUGUCAUCUCCAACCAUAUAGAAACACUGUUCAAAAAAGCAGGGACUGUUUUUGGAUUUUCUGUCACAUUUUCAAAUUGCGCUACAGAGAAAACAUUUGUAAUCUCAUGCAAACACAGGAGUUAUUAUGCAUAUCACAUCACCAGCAAAAGAUCUGAAAACAUUUCAGUAUCAGGCGGUGUUUUCGGUGUGACAACUCAGGAACUUUUUUUCUUCCUUGUUUCCAAAGUCUUAAUGUUUGUGCCACUCUUUGGCCUGUAGGGGGCAGCCUUGUAUUAUGUCAGCUUUAACUGCCGUGCAGCUUUUUCAGGAUUCAAUCACUGGAUGAGAGUAAGCUAAAGCCAUCAAGAACCAUACACAGGGUGUGUUUGUAGGAGUCCUAGUAUCUUCGACACUGACCAAAUUAAGCUGUGAAUAACUUGUUUACUGCCAGUCUUCUUAGAUCCACUAGCACCUACAGCCUGAGUGUGAAAUCUGAGUGUAGAUAUUAGACAUACAACUGAUUUUGAAGGUGCUCAUGUUGCUUCUGUCUAAUCAAGUUUGCUCUCUCCUGCCUUAAGCUUUAUGUCAGGCCUUGUUCCUGUUUGGUGCUGCACUGUGUGCCAUAUUCUGGGCCCAGAGCCAGAGUUAACAAUCGAUGAUGGGUACUUAUUGAACACAUACUAUCUCUGACUGAACAAGAAGAUCACAUGCUCUGUCUUGUAGAUUUGGCAGCUUUGUUUCAAAUCCACUUACUCCCUUAUUGAUGUGAGUUUUAGCUGAUUUUAAUUGAAUUUUUUUAUUUAGUAGUGUGGAACUACUAUUGUAUUUCUGAGGAAAUUAUCCAAAAGAAUGAAAUCCAGCAUCUGUGUUGCAGGUGUGGUGGAAGGUCAGUUAAUUUAUGUAAUUAAGGUUUAAUUAGAGGAAUGAUUUGUUUUUCCUCUAUUUGUUCUGAAUGAAUUAGGUUUGUUGAUUAAACAGCAACAAAAACAAUUUGUCAAUUUUAACUUCAGAUUUUAGGCUCACGAAUGCUUUCCCAUAUGUUAUGGUGCAACCCUUUUAAAAUGUCAAAGACAUGCACCUGGGAUCAGAGCACCUGUGACUUUUAUCUGUUAAACGUUUUUUUGGAAGCGUUCUAGACAUUUGGAAAAUUUGAAUUUCAUGCUGAUGUAUUUUUGGCUUUCCCUCUACAUUGCAGAGAUAAGCUAACUGUCCUGUCCUAACAAAACUUGAAAAGGUGUGCUUGUGUGUGUAUUUGAUAGCUUGGGAAUUGGGUGACAUGGUGUGUGUAUGUGUGUGCGUUUUUACAAUGUAGAUUAUAUAUUGUGACUUAAGAAUUUUGUAGUGUUUUUUUCAGUAAGCAUUAUUUUUCUGGUAUUUGUACAUAAGUUGUUUUGUAUUUAUACCUAUUUUUCCUGAAUUUCUUUGAACGUUGAUACUGGCCUUUCUGCAGAGGUCAUGACUGUUUUGUAUGACAUGCAGCACUUAAUAUUUUUGUAAUAUUGUGUGGUCUGUUUGAAAAUAUAAAAUAAAUACUAAAGCCAUGGUUUGAUUUCA
This is a messenger RNA of Lates calcarifer (barramundi perch), 3705 nucleotides long. RefSeq names its product E2F transcription factor 2 (gene e2f2). The record is from RefSeq and is a predicted model, not a curated record. Gene Ontology annotation, biological process: regulation of transcription by RNA polymerase II. Gene Ontology annotation, cellular component: RNA polymerase II transcription regulator complex. Gene Ontology annotation, molecular function: protein dimerization activity; RNA polymerase II cis-regulatory region sequence-specific DNA binding; DNA-binding transcription factor activity, RNA polymerase II-specific. NCBI's taxonomy places the organism in Eukaryota, Metazoa, Chordata, Actinopteri, Centropomidae.